Molecule: messenger RNA, 522 nt
Organism: Dibothriocephalus latus
Lineage: Eukaryota; Metazoa; Platyhelminthes; Cestoda; Diphyllobothriidea; Diphyllobothriidae
Source: the annotation of a GenBank genome assembly
GCCAAUAACACGACACCGUUAGAUCCACUCAAUCGCCUGCCCAAUGGUACCCCCGAGGGAGGACCCCACGUAGGAGCCUCGGCUGCUGCUGACGGGACAGCCAAUCCUGUUGUGGUUUGGAAUGCUCUAGCCCCAACCUACUAUCCGCUGAUGUCCUCUACGGACCUGUUCAAUUUCCUGCCCCUGACACUGGACCAGAACAUGACUUGUUCAUUCUGUCGGAAGGCGUUUCGUUUCGAGAAGAACUUGCUGCGACACCUGCAGAAGACCCAUGCCACAGGCAACGGCGAGUCCAUUCUGAAGUGCAAACUCUGCAGUUACACGACGCGUCACUACAGCAACAUGUAUGUCCACAUCCGGACACAUACAGCUUUCGAAGUCGCCCGCACCAGAAGCAAAACAAACCGGGAAUUAGCUAAAGCUCGGGCCUCCGACGAAGACUCAAUCAAUCGAUUAAUCGAUCUGGUGCCGGUACGCAGAGCCCUGCGCAGUUACCUCCGGACUGGCGUUACUGGUGUUUGA